Messenger RNA from Leptosia nina, 2397 nucleotides. Lineage: Eukaryota; Metazoa; Arthropoda; Insecta; Lepidoptera; Pieridae. The record is from the annotation of a GenBank genome assembly.
AUGGUGAAGAAGUAUAUAUUUAUCUCAGUUCUGACUGUGUUGCUAGGCAACGUAUAUGGAAAGUGGGUUGAAGGUAGAAUUAACACGAAGGAGAACUGGGCGUUUCUCGCAAGAUUCUGUUUCCUGUCGCUAGAGGGCGAGUUUGAGUACCUGAUUGAGUUUGAAAGAGAUAUGGGGACGCCCAAUUUAUUACUAUAUUACGACGAUCAGUCACAAUGGCCCUCUGUGUAUCAUAGCAAACGGACGUGUCAGGACCGCGAAUCAGUACUCAAUAAAGGCGGACAAAACCAGAUUGUCAAACUAUCACACUGGUAUCCUGACACUGAAUAUUCAGGCUGUGUACUCACGAAGGCCAACAAGGAAUUGCCGUCUGCUAAAAGUACAACACCUAAACCAAAAGCAAAACAAACGUUCAAACCAAAAUCGAUUCCUAAAAACAACAUCCCUGUAGACCCAGAAUACUAUGACCAGUUUUUGAAAACUACCACGUCUACAAAAACUACCACUGACGCAACCACAAAGGAGCCAAACGCUACCACAUGGUACGAAUUGAUUCCGGACGAGUUUAACUCUACCACGGAGUUGCCAGAUGAAUUAUGGGAGAACAUAGGGCCAGUUAAGAAUGGUAAUCUCUCGGAAGAUUUAAAAGAUGUGGAAUUGCUUUUUGAUAACUAUAAUAACAGCCAUAAAAUAAAGCGAUCCAUAGAAUUGUACGAACGUUACCGUCGGCGGCGUCUCAAUGCAGAGUCUUAUCAAAAUGAGUUCAGCGAGACGGAGAGGAUGAUUGUGUCCUGUCACAAUUCGAGGCGGUUUCGUUCAGCUAGAGAGAGAUGGUGGUUCAUAGCUAUAAGUAACUGUGAUAGUCCUAAGGGCUUAGAUGUACGAUACAAAUUUUUAAUGACAAAUGGCCCAGAUGGUGAUUUUUGGCACAAGCAUUUUUCCGCAGAUGAGUUUUAUGUCCUACCAAUACUUCUAUCGUACACCUUCGCAUACAUAAUAGUGAUGAUCGCAGUAGUGAUGUGCUCAGUUGAAUUACGUACUCGACAUCUCUUACAUUCAACAUACAAGCUGUUUCUAAUAUCGAUAGUGGUACAGCACAGCGGUGUGCUCUUACAAGCGUUAGCUAAUAUAAGAUAUGCUAGUAAUGGCGUUGGGGCAUCAGCUGCUAAGAUAACUGGGCAAUUCCUUUGUGGGGCAUCGGAGACAACGUUCCUUCUUCUCCUGAUACUAUUAGCCAAGGGUUACACGAUCACACGUGGUCGUUUAAAGGUCGGAUUCACGGUCAAGUUGACCGUGUUUAUGUGCCUCUACGUGCUCACGUAUGUGGUCAUCUUCAUCUAUCAAGCUAAGGCUUUUGAUCCGGGCGAGGUGCUGUAUUUGUAUGAGAGUCCGGCGGGGUAUGGUUUAAUUGUACUUCGAAUAUCCGGUUGGUGUGCCUUCGCGUACGCUACAUACUUCACUGUCAAAAAAUAUCCAGAAAAGAAUAUGUUCUACUGUCCAUUUUUUAUCUGUGGCACGCUGUGGUUUUAUGCAGGACCGCUCUUUAUAUUGACUGCUAAUUCAUAUAUAGAUAAAUGGGUGCGUGAAAGCGUUGUGACCGCGGUGCUACUGUUUAUAUCAUUCUGUGGCCACGUUAUGUUUUUACUCCUAACUUUACCUGUGUUCGCAAAUAAAAAUUUUCCUUACCACGUCAGAACUACUCAAAUAGGAGUAAUGGAGGUGACAAGCAAUCCUGCGUUAGAUGGCUUUGGACCAAACCCCUAUCACCCCAAUUCUGGGGCACAGACUGUCAUCAUUCCUCUUACCAGACGAACAGAGGAACUGAUAGGCAGUAUUUAUAACCAAUACAUGGCAACAGCGCCCCCGUUGUCGCUAGAGAGUGAAACGCUAAAGCAAAAUGGCGCGAAAAGAAUAAACUCCGUUAAAUCGAAUGGACUCAUACAACAGAAUAGCACAGAUACUAACAAAUCCGAAGAUAUAAAACCACAGAUAAAAGAUAAAGAAAUAUUUACUGUGGAAAGUCAAAUAGCAAAAAUAGAAGCACAAGAGCAAUCAAACGAAACGUCAAAUGACAUUAAUGACAGUUCAGUGUUGCCAGUUGAUUUGCCGAGUAACGGGGUAAAUGGCGUCGACUUGCCGAAUGUUUCUAGGUCUAAAAGAAUUAUAUUAGAGCCGAUAAAAAGGGAUGUACCUUCGUGGUCGUUAGCCAAGGGACCUUCAGUAGUUUCAAUGCAAAGGAAAAGCGAACAAGAACAACAGUUGCCACCAAUAGCCAAUGGAAAAAGACCGUCAGUACGGACUAUGCAGUCAAAAGCUGGUGUGAUUAGCACCAUUCACGAAGGACGCGAACAGACAUACAAUAGGACUGAAGGGCUAUUUACUGUGUCUAAAGGAUGA